CCAUUUCCAAACGCACAAAAUCCACGUUGCUACAUUCAGGCACUGGAACAAAAUUUGAUUUGCUCCGCUUGGAGAUUGGAUCCGUGGAUCCUCUGAGGUCAUCAUUGCCAUCGCAACUGUCAUUACCAUUAUGAGGCGUCACUUCGUGCAAUCGCCGCUGCACAAUCGGCUGCGCCGUUUGAGGAGCGGAUCGGAGCCGCCUUCCGGAAAUCCCGAGGAGGACAGGAUGUGCUGGAUUUGUCUCACCGGCGAUGAGGAUCAACGUCGCCGGGAUUGGGUGCACCCGUGUCGCUGUCGCGGCACCAAUAAGUGGGUGCACGAGUCCUGCUUGAGUCGCUGGGUCGAUGAGAAGGAGAUGCUGCUGCCGGACGUACCGGUGACCUGCACCCAAUGCCGCACGGAGUACAUUAUAGUGAUGCCGCAACUGUGCCGCUUCGAUGUCAUCCUGGAGCGCCUGGACAAGGGCUGCGAACGUAUGUGUCCCAGUGUUCUGAUGGGCAUCUUGGCGGCCACCGUCUACUUCUCCGCGGUGACCUACGGAGCCCUCACAUUGCUCGAACUGGCCGGCUACAGCAUGGGCAUGAAGCUGCUGCAAGAGGAUCCCUCUCUGCUGAUGAUACUGCUGCCUUCGGUGCCGACGCUCCUGAUUUUGGGCAGGCUGGUGCGCUGGGAGGACUGCGUGAUCCGUUGGCUGCGUCGCCACAACCGUCGCGGUGUGCCCGCCGAGCAUCUGGAUGCUUUGGGUCUGCCCCUGCCCGGCGCGCCGCUGGACGAUAAUUACUUCGAUGAGCUGGAGCGCGAGUAUCCGGAAGCGGAUGGCCCAAUGGGCGGUGCCUUUGAGACGGAGCAACUGGGACGCGCCUCCACCAGCUUCUGCAUUGCCCUCAGUCUGCCCACCGUCGCCGUGGUCCUGGGCCAGAAGCUCUUUGGCGGCAUCUACGGGGAUAACAAGUUGCUGGGCAUCGUCCUGGGCGGAAUGGCAUUUGUGGCCGCCAAGGGAUUGGCCAGUGUAUUCCUGAGGCAAUCGCAGUACCAACGGAGGCGCAACAGAUACGUGUUGGACUACACUCCUCUCAAUCGUGUCCACAAUCUGGCCCAGAGGCGCUGAAGGCAGCUGAAAUCCAUCAGUGACAGCAGAGGGCUUUAGUAACUUUUUUUUUAUAGCAUU
Messenger RNA from Drosophila erecta, 1168 nucleotides. Its product is annotated as E3 ubiquitin-protein ligase MARCH5. Gene Ontology annotation, molecular function: zinc ion binding. The record is from RefSeq and is a predicted model, not a curated record. NCBI's taxonomy places the organism in Eukaryota, Metazoa, Arthropoda, Insecta, Diptera, Drosophilidae. The coding region runs from base 131 to 1108 and encodes 325 amino acids. The transcript has a single exon.